UGUCAGGCUGUGUGUGUGUGUGAGGAGCGGGGCCGCGGGGAGGAGGCGCUGAGGGCGGCGGCGGGGCCCAGGAGCGGCCCAACGUAACUCCAGGCCGCGGCUGCGGGGCAAGGUGAGGCCGAGGCCGCGGGCAGGAGCGGCGGCAGCGGGGGAGGAGGAGCGGGAGCGGCGAGGCCGCGGUGGCCACCAGGAAGGCGGGAGGAGGAUGACGGCGGUGGCGGGCGGCCCUCGCUCGGCCUCAACUCCCCGGCCCUGAGUUUUCAAUAUUCAAGAGGCCUCAUUUGUGCCGAUGCAACAAGAAUUAAGACAAGGUGAAGCCAGAUAGUUGGGCGACUAACCACACGGUAGGAUGCCGUCAACCAAUCGCGCAGGAAGUCUAAAAGACCCAGAAAUAGCAGAACUAUUCUACAGAGAAGAUCCUGAAAAGUUGUUUGUGGAUUUGCGAGAAAUUGGCCAUGGCAGCUUUGGAGCAGUCUAUUUUGCACGAGAUGUUCGCACUAAUGAAGUGGUGGCUAUCAAGAAGAUGUCCUAUAAUGGAAAGCAAUCUAACGAGAAAUGGCAAGAUAUUAUCAAAGAAGUCAAAUUCCUACAGAAGCUAAGACAUCCAAAUAGUAUUGAAUACAAAGGUUGCUAUCUGCGAGAACAUACAGCAUGGCUGGUCAUGGAGUACUGUUUAGGGUCAGCUUCCGAUCUUCUAGAAGUUCAUAAGAAACCUCUUCAGGAAAUUGAAAUAGCAGCCAUUACGCAUGGAGCUUUGCAGGGAUUAGCAUAUUUGCAUUCUCACAACAUGAUUCACAGGGACAUCAAGGCAGGUAACAUCCUCCUGACGGAGCCGGGCCAAGUUAAACUAGCUGAUUUUGGAUCAGCUUCCAUAGUUUCCCCAGCCAACUCAUUUGUGGGAACACCAUACUGGAUGGCUCCUGAAGUCAUUCUUGCCAUGGAUGAAGGACAGUAUGAUGGCAAAGUAGAUGUUUGGUCCUUGGGGAUUACAUGCAUUGAAUUAGCGGAGCGAAAGCCUCCUUUGUUUAAUAUGAAUGCAAUGAGUGCCUUAUACCACAUAGCACAGAAUGAGUCACCUGCUCUUCAGUCUAAUGAAUGGUCCGACUACUUUCGCAACUUUGUAGACUCCUGCCUCCAGAAAAUUCCUCAAGACAGACCCACUUCAGAGGAACUUCUGAAACAUGCUUUCGUUGUCAGGGAACGCCCUGAAACAGUGUUAAUAGAUUUGAUUCAGAGGACGAAGGAUGCCGUCAGAGAGCUUGAUAACCUCCAGUAUAGAAAGAUGAAGAAAAUCCUUUUCCAGGAAGUGCACAAUGGGCCUGCAGUGGAGGCUCAAGAGGAGGAAGAGGAACCUGAGCACAGUGUUGGUAGAACGGGCACUGUUAACAGCGUGGGCAGUAAUCAAUCCAUACCGAGCAUGUCUAUCAGUGCUAGCAGCCAAAGCAGCAGUGUCAAUAGUCUUCCCGAUGCCUCUGACGACAACAGUGAGAUUGCCAUGAUGCAGGAGGGAGACCAUACUGUCAUGUCAAACAGCUCUGUCAUCCACCUGAAGCCAGAUCACGAUCACUAUGGCGAAGAGGUUGAGCACAGACCAAGGUGCUCAGAACCACAAUCGCCACCUCCGGUCUCCCGACAUAAAUCACAUUAUCGGAAUCGAGAACAUUUUGCCACAAUACGCACAGCUUCCUUGGUCACACGGCAGAUUCAAGAGCAUGAACAAGAUUCUGAGCUUCGAGAGCAGAUGUCUGGUUACAAACGCAUGCGGCGCCAACAUCAAAAACAGCUGAUGGCGCUGGAAAACAAGCUGAAGGCAGAGAUGGACGAGCACCGGCUACGGCUUGACAAGGAGUUGGAAACACAACGCAACAGUUUUGCUGCAGAGAUGGAGAAACUCAUUAAGAAACACCUGUGUAUUAUGGAAAAAGAGACCAAAGCAGUUUCUACUGAAGAAAAGAAAUUUCAACAGCACAUACAGGCACAGCAGAAGAAGGAACUGAGCAGUUUCCUGGAAUCGCAAAAAAGAGAAUAUAAACUACGUAAAGAACAACUAAAAGAGGAAUUGAGUGAAAAUCAGAGUACUCCAAAGAAGGAAAAACAAGAAUGGUUGUCCAAGCAGAAGGAAAACUUCCAGCAUUUUCAGGCUGAAGAGGAGGCUAACCUGCUGCGGCGGCAACGGCAGUACCUCGAGCUGGAAUGUCGUCGCUUCAAACGGCGAAUGUUGCUCUCACGCCACAACCUGGAGCAGGAUCUAGUGCGAGAGGAGCUGAACAAAAAACAAACACACAAGGACCUGGAGCAUGCGAUGCUGCUGCGCCAUCACGAGUCCAUGCAGGAGCUGGAGUUCCGGCAUCUCAACACCAUCCAGCGGAUGCGCAGCGAACUCAUCAGGCUGCAGCACCAGACCGAGCUUACCAACCAACUGGAGUACAACAAGCGUCGCGAGCGGGAGCUCCGGCGUAAGCACGGCAUGGAGGUUCGGCAGCAGCCCAAGAGUCUGAAGUCAAAGGAGCUGCAGAUCAAGAAGCAAUUCCAGGACACGUGCAAGAUCCAGACACGGCAGUACAAGGCGCUCCGCAACCACCUGCUGGAAACUACCCCCAAGAGUGAGCACAAAGCUGUGCUGAAGCGACUGAAGGACGAGCAGACACGCAAGCUGGCCAUACUCGCUGAACAGUACGAUCACAGUAUCAAUGAAAUGCUGUCCACACAAGCAUUGCGCCUGGAUGAAGCUCAGGAGGCGGAAUGUCAGGUGCUGAAAAUGCAAUUGCAGCAGGAGCUCGAGCUGCUUAAUGCAUACCAGAGUAAAAUCAAGAUGCAGACUGAGGCCCAGCACGAUCGUGAACGCAAGGAGCUGGAGCAGAGAGUCUCACUACGCAGAGCCCUGCUGGAACAAAAGAUUGAGGAGGAGAUGCUGGCAUUGCAGAACGAACGCACUGAGAGAAUACGAAGCUUACUGGAACGUCAGGCACGGGAAAUCGAGGCUUUCGACUCUGAGAGCAUGAGACUUGGCUUCAGCAACAUGGUGCUUUCUAAUCUGUCUCCAGAGGCUUUCAGCCACAGUUACCCUGGAGCCACCAGUUGGUCUCAUCACCCUUCUGGAGGAGCUGGACAUCACUGGGGUCACCCCAUGGGUGGCCACCACCCAGCCUGGGGUCACCCGAUGUCAGGUGGAUCCCACCCCUGGGGGCAUCCGGCCGGCCCAGUGGUGGCGGUGCCCAGAGGUGGAGGUAUGGGGGUGCGCAACAGUCCGCAGGCACUCAGGCGGACAGCUUCCGGGGGCAGGUCUGAGCAAGGCAUGAGCAGAAGCACAAGUGUCACAUCGCAAAUCUCAAAUGGUUCACACAUGUCUUACACAUAAGUUGAAUUGGCCAGGGGACAGGUGUGUUACUGCUCUCAUGCCUCCAUGCUCUGCACAACCCACCCAUUUGCAUCAUUUUGAAAGCCUUCUAUUGGUACUUUGGUCGCGAUGCAGAGUGCAGGCAUGCUUUUUUUCGCCUUUCAGGAAAAACAGGUUUUAUUGUGUUAGUACAGAGUUUCAUUUGUCAACAUUUCAUACUGUAUCCAUCCGUCUGAUCAGUCCUUGAAACACGUGAACAAAGGCCAAAAGAAAAUAGUUGUUGAACCUGGCGAUCCCCAGCUGGUGGCUGUGUGGGUUUUAGUCACAUCCCUCUCCACAUCCUCAGCAGCAUCCUUCCUUAUUGUGGCUUGACUCACUUUACAUCUUAAAACAAAACACAACACUAUAGAUUGCUAUUAGUUUCUGCCGGCCAUGUCACCGUAUACCUUUCAAGGGCUGAACCAGUAAUCUCACCAGCUGCUAACGAUCGCUAUAUUUGUUUGUCUGCUGCAAUGGGUAUUAUAUGGAAAGCAAGAUACAGGAGGUUUACACUCCAUCCCAUGAGCAGAAAAUGAAUGUUGUAAACCAGACUGGUGGUUGGGCUGUGUCUGGGAAUGGGACUGUAUUCUAGUCUGGUACAGCAUUGGUAUUUAUCAACAGCCUCAAACCUGCAUUCGUUUAGUGAACACAGGUCAGUUACUCAUCUGGCAUUAACCCGUUGCUACAUUAUCUGUGAUAUAUUUAGCCACUAACAUGUCCAAAAUAUGGACACUAGUUAAUAGGAGGAAUAUUAAUUUUAACUAAUACAUAACAGUGAUGCCAUAAGUAAGUCGCCAAAUAAUAGAUUAAAGGAAAAACUGCCUUCUGCUAAAUGUUUUGAUCUGUCCCGUUCCGUAAUAUCCAGAUUUGUUCAUUAAGUGCAGCACUUCUUUUGGGCAAUGGCACGCCUCCCCACUGGGCAUGUCACAUGACCACAGGGGUGGCGCUGAGCGUGUCACGUGACCACGGGGUGACGCUGAGCGGGUCACGUGACCACUGGGGUGACGCUGAGCGUGUCACGUGACCAUGGGGGUGACCACUGAGCGGGUCACGUGACCACCGGGGUGACCACUGCGCAUGUCACGUGACCACGGGGUGACGCUGAGCGGGUCACGUGACCACUGGGGUGACCACUGAGCGUGUCACGUGACCACUGGGGUGCCGCUGUGAGGGUCACGUGACCACUGGGGUGACGCUGAGCGUGUCACGUGACCAUGGGGGUGACGCUGCUCCUUAUCAACACUCCAAAUUUAACAUAUUUACAAGCUACCAUAGAAAUGGUUGAAUUAACAACACAUUACCAUCACUAAAACCCAUCUGUAUUGUUCUUAAAACAGAACACUAUUUUUAAAUUAUACAGAUAGUAUAAUUUUAUUUUUAAUAAGUAAAGAUUAGUGUAAUAGGCUGUUGUACAAUGGGCUUUGACCUCGGGCAUGUGUCAGUAAGAGUUGCAUCGUGCAGGUCUACGAGUUGUACAAUAAUCUAUUGCUACUCUGCUGUGAACAUUAUCGUCCCUUCAGAAAAUACACUGCAGUAAGACACUUCCCUAAACUUCAGGUUACAUCAGUAAAGUUUUUAAUUGAAGAAUGUAUGUAUCUGUAAAUAUGUAGUAAAUUGGAAUUGCUAAAGCUGCCAGCCUAGGUCUGACUUUUUUUAUAUACUGAAUUUAGGUUCUUUCAUUGACAACAAGAAGAACUUGGUGCCAUUAUUAGCACCGGUGAGCAUGCCUAUGUAUCACUAUUACUACUCUGUAGUAUAAUGUAACAAGUCUUAAUGUGUUAAACAGACAAGGAAAUACAUCUGAAAGCUCUGUGUGCUUUGCAACCUUCCAGUGCUGACUGACUGACUGACUGGGCAGUACAAAAUUCCAUGUACAUACUGCAUUCCAUAUAAACAUUACAUUUGGUAUAAACUUAUGUUGAAGUGACAUUAAAUCUUGCCAAUAACCUACUUUUUACGUCAUGCUGCAUUGUGUAUCAUGUGACAGAAUAAUUUUAGAUGUCAAUACUUUGCCAAAAUCAGUAAUGUGAGUAGGAAGGCAGGUUGGAUAAAAUGUUGAACUUCAGUGUUAUUUGGGCAAAGAUUGAAUUGUUCCCCAGCCUCAUCGCCCGCCCUAUGUGACGGAUUUGUUCCUAAUUUUGGUUUUUAUUACUGGCCUCCUGUCCUGUCCUGUCCUGUAGAUUGGUGUUUGCACCCUUCUCUGAGAACAUUGCAAAUGUUGCUUUUAAGAGUAAAAGUGCUUUGAAUAGAGCAUGUUUCUACUUCUGGGAGGUGUCAGUGUUCACACAGGUCGUUCAUACAGGGUGCGUGAAUGACUUUUCAAUACCAAAUCCAUGUUCUUUCAGCAAAUAAAAAAAGAAUUUAGUGCCAUCAUUAGCAUCAAGGUGCUUGAAUGAUUUUGUGGGUGAAAACUCUGAUUUUAAACAUUAUGGAUAUAAUCAAUACUGCUUAAAGGCAAUCCAAAAGAGCCCAGCCAGUAUUGUAUACUUCAAUAUUCGAAGAACAGUUUGGUGUGUAAACUCUGUAUCCUCAUUAUAUUAGUGCAGGUGAUGAUCGAGUAGGAUUUACUGGCCCUUGUAUUAGUAUGUCCCUGGAAGAACAGUUGUGAUUAAGAUUCUGAGGAUAAUCUUCAGUUCUGUGACUAGCUACAGUGUGAGAGAAUUGCUGUGAGCAUUCAGACACUCGUGGCUCAGAAUCUGGGCAUGUUUCACUGUCACAGGCUAUGUGUGCUCUCGCUAACUCUACAGCCAUGGAAAUAUUGAUGUUUCUUAAAUGUGAGGAAUGUUUAUUUGUAAAUUGAGUUUAAGAUUAGAGUUUAGUUGCAAUAUUAAACUUCUACCACAGUAAAAUACAUUUUUAAAAUAUAGUGUUGGUUUAGUAUUUGUUACAAAAGUCUUUUAAUUUAUCAUUCACCUCCAUUAUUUUAAGUAAAUGUGCCCCUUUUUAAAAACACAGAUCUAUUUGUAGUUUUAUUUCUAGGUCUCCAAUUGUAAUUGUUGAUAAUGGACACGUCAUUUGGGAAGUUUGCCUGUUGUGAACUUUUCAAUGCCUUUUACCAUCUCCUGGAAGGCCCGUGAGUGCCAGAACAAUUGUCUUUCCAUUCCGCUGAUCUUUUCCUUUCCUCGACGAGGAAUACUUGGCCCCGUUUAAUUCUCCACCUGACUGCAAAGUGUGAAUCAGAACUUCAUCAUUGGGAGAUUAACUGGCAGCUUGCCAUACAAGGUGUGGCAGUAUUGCCACAUUAUCAUGCUGUCAGUGGUCACAGUCCUUCAAUAGGUUGAGCAACCAAAAUGAAGAGUCACAGAGCCAUUUUGUUUUUUUCCCCAUUUUGCACACUGAUACGCUACCUCUGCCCAGUAGAUUAAUUAGAAAUUUAAACUGAUCAAAAACGCAGUGAAAGAUAAUGGGAUUGUUAAAGUUCAUAAUGCACAGCGACUGAAAAUGGUUCAUGUCCCUCACAGACUUUACUGAUUCAUUUACAACAGUAACCCAGGUAGAAAGUUUCAACUGAAAAUGAUGUUGAAUAUUGCCACUGAUGCACAACAUAUUCUCUCCUUGGAUGCUGCUUGUCACUCUGGAUCUGUAUAGUUGAAUAUAUACACUCAAACUUAACAAUUACUAAACAAUUUAUCCAAUCAACUUGCCAUUUUUCCUCUCUCUCCCUCUCUCCCUCCCCCUCCCUCGUUCAUUCUCUCUUACACACAUACACACCCUUGAUGAAGUUUAUAUUGAAGCAGGUCUAAACUUGACCAGACUUUUUCCUGCUUUGUUACACAAUCAGCCCCACUCAUUUUGUGGAAGUACUUUCAAGAUUCCGUCUGAUCUACCUUUAUCUCCCUGACAGUUUUGGAACAUGACAUUGUUCAACAGUGUGCUGUACUGGUUAAUAUCAAUGUGUGAUAGAGAUAUACAUAGGUUUGCAAAGAAGAAAAUGUCACCCCUUUCACGUGGAAGUUAAGCUGAAUAUAAUCCAUUUGGUAAGUUUUUUUUUUUUAAGUUAAAAAUGAAACUUCUCAUUGGAGGCCUGUUUACAGGUAACUUCUGCAUUGGUAACAGGUUACAAAAAAUACUGAACCUCUUAACUUUCUAACCAAUUAUGUGAAUCGUAUAGUAAAAUAAACUGCACUCAACUAGAACACUUUGUUUGAAAGUAGAAGUCGCCCAAGGUAGCUUUCUCCAUAAUAUUGACUGCAUGUUUAGGUAGCAGCUAGGUGGUAGUGCAAUAUCCAGACAAGGCCAAGAACUGAACUAAGCAGCUUCACAAAAUAGUCUUGCCAUGGAUGUUAUUUGUUUUGAGGAGCCAAGUGAUGUAUUCUGUAAUUAUAAAUGCUGACAGGGAAUCUGAAUAAAUGAAGUUUGUUACAAUCUUGUACACGUUGGAUUAUAGGCAAUGGCUUCAAUCGUAAUUACCUGCUCUGUUUGUGAUUGGCUUCUAGUUUUCACACAAGAUGUUAGCUGGGAGCAUUAGAUCUAAAUGAUUCUUGAACACAAUGAGAUUGCAGUCAGUCUGUGAUUUGUUCUCUGAUUAUUUUUUCUAUGGCAGUAAUUGGUGACUAGCUGCUGGCAUGUCUUGGCUUUGGCCAAUCUCUCUGGUUAUAGGUGAAAACGCUUGCAUACGUUACACUAAGUAGAAAAAUGUACAUCAUAUCUAUAACAUUUACCACUUUUAAAUAACAAAAUGCAACGAUCAAAAAUAUUUGCAACAAACAUUAUCUAUUUCACUAUUAAAACAUAAAAUGCUUACAUUCACUGUCUGAAUGAAUAUUGUGAUCUAGCUCAUUUGGCUCUGUAUUAAUGUUUCUUAUUUACAAAUCAUAACUGCAUUUAGCCAAUUGGGAGUCCAUAUGUAGCUUUGGUAAUGUCUUUAACAAAAUGGUCGUAAGAUCAUUUAACCACACUCCAAGCUGAGAGCAACGUGGAAAGGAAAAUAAAAGUAAACAGGUGAGCUGACUAAACAAAAAUGAGCAUCCACCUGUAAUAAAUGUCCCUCUGUAAAAGUUGGAACUGAAACUACAAAUUCCUUAGCUCUGCUCAUCCAGAACCAUUGUAAAGUUUUCUGGAUUGCUGCCAAUAUGCUAUUUUCCCUUCAGCUUCAUUUCUCCCCUUGUCUUGAUGAAAUGUUACAGGUCCAUCAACAAUUGGCCAAUGUUACUGCCCACCAGUCAGGACAAGAAGGAAAGGGAGCUCGCCAAGAACUAUGUAGUGCUAAAAUCUGUGGAAUAUUCAACUGUAGGUUUAUUAUGGUAUUGUAGUAAUCUGUUAAUGUGUAGUACUGAGCUUCACCCACUGUUGAGGUAGGGAAUGACUACAUGCUGUUCGAUAGGCUAAUCUAAUGUCCUUAGUUAUAUAAAAAUCCUUUUUCUCUUGCUAUAGUUGUUGCUGGCUCUAACCUAAAGCUCUUUCCAGGGGUUCUAAAUAAAUUAAUGCAAUUCCAUUUUUUAAAAAUAUACUAUAGACUGCGUAUAAUCAAAGAUGGCCUAAUGACUUGACAUCUUGUAAAUGCAUAAUUUUAUUAACAAUUUCUUUGCAGUAAGAUAUUUAUAUGGUGUAAAGGGUUAAAAGAAAACCACUAAACCCGCACAGUACUUGAAAAGGAUAUUUGUACUAAAAUGUUCAUUACCAACAAUGCUACUAUCAGUAUCCCUUUGUUUUAGUAUGCGACAAAAAAAUAGUUUCGUGUGCAUUAGUAAUGAUGAGGGACUGUGAGAAAUGUUAAUAUUGUACAUUUUAAAUAGCUUGCAGAAAUUGUGACAAACACGAGAUUUCUAACUUAAACAUGAAAAAUGUUUUAACACUAGUCCCAUGGGGUGAAGACAAAACAUCAUGAAUGUAUAACCUAAUCUAACCUAGAGCAAGCAAAUGGCUGGUUUUAAAAAAUCAGCAUGUUUCAGCUACUUCAACUUUAAUCCGUACAUUUCUAUUCUAUUUUGUUGUUAUUUUCUCUCUGCCUAAUUCUGAAUCUUAUUUGCACACACAUAUGGUAGAAAAUUCUCAAUUUUAAAUUUUAACAACCAAAUCUGCUUGAAUUGAUUUUUUAGCAAAGUUAUUCGAGUUGUUCAUAGCCAGUUGUCAAUAAGUUCCUUCACUUAUUGGAUUUUCUUUUAAAAAUUGUACAGUAAAAAUGUCAGUAUUCUGGUAACUUCUGGUUCAACAUACAUUAGCUCAUAUAACCUGUAUUAAUUGUAUAGAUUGUGAAGUUAAGCUGUUACCAAGUGUCAGAAAAAGAGAAUAGGGUCAUAUGUAAAAUUUUGUUUGUAAUGAUCCUUUGUGUCAUUACAAAGGAGAUGUUAAAAUCAACUGUAAUAAAGUAAUUUUAGUACAA
Messenger RNA from Amblyraja radiata (thorny skate), 9698 nucleotides. RefSeq names its product serine/threonine-protein kinase TAO1. Gene Ontology annotation, cellular component: cytoplasm. Lineage: Eukaryota; Metazoa; Chordata; Chondrichthyes; Rajiformes; Rajidae. The coding region runs from base 350 to 3358 and encodes 1002 amino acids. The record is from RefSeq and is a predicted model, not a curated record. Gene Ontology annotation, molecular function: protein serine/threonine kinase activity; ATP binding. The transcript has 20 exons. Gene Ontology annotation, biological process: protein phosphorylation; regulation of cytoskeleton organization.